GUGGCAGCUGAGCGUUAGCUUACUUUGCAUAUACUCAAUGUCAUAACAUAUAGCGACAUAGCUAUCAAGCGGUGAUACCAUCACACUGAUAACUGCAUAUCUCCGUGCGAGGCGCUGAAGACACACAGCAUGUCAGGAGCAGUGGUAGUUGGCGUCGGCAUAGCAGGCUGGGUGAGGAUCAGAGACUUGCUGGCACCGCUGCCUGGCACCGCUGCAGAGACACUCAGUAUCAAAGGAUUCAUAUCCAGGAGAGACUUGGAGCCUCAGCAGGGGGUGAAUCGGAUCUCAGUAGAAGAAGCUGUGAGCAGAGAGGACAUCCAUGUGGCUUUCAUCUGUACGGAGAAUAAGGCGCAUGAGGACGGUAUCAGGACUUUUCUGCAGGCGGGGAAGCAUGUCUGCGUGGAGUAUCCCAUGACCCUGAGCUACAAGGCUGCUGUGGAGCUCUGGGAUUUGGCCCAGCAAAAAGGAGUGAUUCUUCAUGAGGAGCACAUAGAGCUGCUGUCUGCAGAAUACAAACAGCUGAAGAAAGAGGUCGCGGGCAAACGACUGCAGGAAGGAACCCUUCAUUUUACUGGUGGCGCUCUGAAACCCGGAGCUGGUUUCUUGGGCUUCAGUGGCAUCUCACGCCUUACAUGGUUGGUUGAUUUGUUUGGUGACCUGUCAGUAACCGCAGCAACCAUAGAGGAGGAUCCCAGUAACAACUACAGCAAAAUGACUGCAAAGCUCGUAACCUCCGAUAACAGGCCUCUGACGUGGAUCGAGGAGCGGGCGCCUGGCCUUCCCAGGGCCAAGAACAUCAACUUCCACUUUGACUCGUGCACCAUGACCCAGAUGCCGUCAGCACCCAGGGAGCCCGUGGGCCUCUUCAUGCAGGACCUUGUGCUCUUCUCUGGGAAGCUAGCAGGCCACGUUCCCCCAGAGGAGCUCCACAGAGAGAAACGCAGGAUUCUUCACUGUUUAGAGCUUGCUGAGAAGAUGCAGCAACUUUGCCAAGUGGAGAAACAAAGCCUGGGUUCUCUCAGAAUUUCAAAUCACAGUGUGAGCCCACAUGUGGGAUGGUUGAAAUGUAGGUGAGUAAACACUGACACUGUUCACACAUAGGACUUGAACCCAGGACAUUUGUAUCCUCAGGUCAGGUGGCUUACACUAUGAGCCAUGGAGAAAAUGUUUUUUGUUUGCCUUUUCACAUUUUGAAUGAUCAUAUGUUGACACAGAAUGUAAGAAUGUUGCUACAAUAUUUUAUUGUGUGUAAUGCAAGUUGUCAUGUAUAUGGAAUAUUCUUUUCUUUGGUUUACUUUUUUGUUUAGCUUUUAACAUUUUAGGCUGUUCGUUGCCUAAUGUGCCUAUUUGCUUUCCUUGCUGUUGCCUCUAUCAAGGACCACAGUGGAAAUAAGUCUGGGACUGUAUCCUUGACAGAAGUUUAAGAUAUGUAAACAUCUUGCUGAUAUUGUCUAAUAAAGUCAAACUCGACUGAAACUGGCACCUAGUUUUAUGAUAUGGUUUGGACGGACGCCAGCUCUAUAUACCCUUGACUCUCAACUACCUUUUUAUUAGUUUUCUAAAA
This is a messenger RNA of Myripristis murdjan (pinecone soldierfish), 1564 nucleotides long. It is a transcript of the gene blvra, whose product is annotated as biliverdin reductase A. The record is from RefSeq and is a predicted model, not a curated record. NCBI's taxonomy places the organism in Eukaryota, Metazoa, Chordata, Actinopteri, Holocentriformes, Holocentridae. Gene Ontology annotation, molecular function: nucleotide binding; biliverdin reductase [NAD(P)H] activity; zinc ion binding. The transcript is spliced from 8 exons. Gene Ontology annotation, biological process: heme catabolic process. The coding region runs from base 130 to 1074 and encodes 314 amino acids.